Molecule: messenger RNA, 869 nt
Organism: Plectropomus leopardus (leopard coralgrouper)
Lineage: Eukaryota; Metazoa; Chordata; Actinopteri; Perciformes; Serranidae
Source: RefSeq, a predicted model, not a curated record
CUCCCCCUGUGGUGGCCAGGUGGCGUCAUGGCGUCCCGGCUGCUGGACCGUCUGAAGCGCUCGUUGUUUAAAGAUGGUCAGGGGACGGGACCCGAACAGGAAGCAGCAGGCGGACAGGAAGAGGAGGAGUUUAAGGAGGACCAGUGGGAGGCAGAGCUGGAGGAGGAGGAGGAGUGUGUGACUGAUCGUCUGGGGGGGACGCUGUGCUUCGACAGCGGAGGAGGAGCCGAGGAUGGAGCCGAGGGUGAGGGGUCGGGGCUGGACAGCGACUCCGACUUCCUGGGAGAGUCGAUGGAGGAGGGGCUCAGCAGCACAGACACCAGUCCAGUGGGCGUGUCUCCGGUUGGCCCCUCCGCUUCCUUCCUGCUGACUCGGCAGCUUCAGGAGAGCUGGAGGACCCUGCGUGGACUCGGGGGAGGAAGUCCCACCUCGGCUGGGAGGACGCCGACGGACAACCUGCUGUUUGAGGUGACCGACGCCAGCGUGGUGCAGGACGGCUCCUCUAAAUACGUGCUGUACACCAUCCAUGUGAUCCAGUCUGGCGGCAGCGAUAAGACUCCAGCCAUCAUCACACGCCGAUAUUCCGACUUCCAGCGGCUCCACGCCACGCUGCGCCGUAACCAUGGAGAUCAGAUGGAGCGCGUCUGUUUCCCACGGAAGAAGCUGCGCAGAAACUUCACGGCGGAGACGAUCGCCAAGCGGAGCCGAGCAUUCGAGCAGUAUCUGUCUCACCUGUGUUCGCUGACAGCCCUGCGGGGGGCGCUGUGCGUCCGACAGUUCUUCUACCUGAGCGACCUGCAGACCGGACAGCUGCUGAUCAGGUAACUGACACGCCGACAUUCAACAGGAUGGCAGUUUUUCAGGAAUCC